CGGUGCUUAAGAAGCGGGCGCGCAGAGGCAGGCGCGCAGGGUAGGCCUGGAGGGGGCGGGUCCGCGCGGGCCUCAGUACGGCCCGCCAGGCUAGAGGAGAGGAAAGGGAGGUCACGGAGUGAAGGUGUAUCCGUUGCGGCAGAGCCCGCUGCUGCUGAGAGCUACGAUCCGUCAGAAACAACCAUGUCCUACUGCCGGCAGGAAGGGAAGGAUCGGAUCAUAUUUGUGACCAAAGAAGACCAUGAAACUCCUAGCAGUGCAGAGCUGGUGGCUGACGACCCCAACGAUCCCUAUGAAGAGCACGGGUUGAUUCUGCCCAAUGGAGAUAUUAACUGGAAUUGCCCAUGUCUUGGGGGAAUGGCCAGUGGCCCCUGUGGGGAGCAAUUCAAGUCUGCCUUUUCCUGCUUCCACCACAGCACAGAGGACAUCAAGGGAUCAGACUGUAUAGACCAGUUCCGGGCCAUGCAGGAGUGCAUGCAGAAAUACCCGGACCUCUAUCCCCAAGAUGAGGAGGAGGAAGAGGAGGCAAAGCCAGUGGAGCAGGUGGAGGAAACAGCUGACACUAAGGCCGCUGUAGCCAAAGAGCAGGGGUCAAGCUCCUGAAGGCCAUAGGCCCUGGCUGUCACUCACCAUGGGACUUUCUGCACAAUGCCUUUUGGUCACCUCUGUCAAAGCUCUUUCCUUUUGUGCACUGUAAUGUACAAAAUAACUUAUUUUAAUGAUCAGGGGUCCUGGCUACUUGCCAUAUACACUGAAGAAAAGGGGCUGUGUGCACCUGUGUCUUGCAUAAACCUGUCCUUGAACAUUAGGCCACUGCUGGAUGUACUCUGUGGUUGCCCUGGAUUUUGUCACUUUGAAAUAAUGUGCUGAGACUUCUCAGCAACCAAAAGUUGUUACUCAGGAAAGUUUAUCGUGAGAAAGUUGAUUUAUUCUAAUCCAUUGUAUCCCUUUUGGUAGAUUUUACACCUCUUUGGGAAAUUAAGUAGAUGCCUAAACUCCUUCAAGAGCGGGUCCAUUCCUGUGGGAAGAGGCUGGUGGUCAGGUACUUGAGCUGGAGUGUGUGCGUGGGCCUUCUGCCUCAUCCUGACAGUUAAGUUUAUGUGUUUGCAGUUUGCAGUCCAAG
Molecule: messenger RNA, 1123 nt
Organism: Acomys russatus (golden spiny mouse)
Lineage: Eukaryota; Metazoa; Chordata; Mammalia; Rodentia; Muridae
Gene: Chchd4
Product: coiled-coil-helix-coiled-coil-helix domain containing 4
Exons: 3
Coding region: 184-603 (139 amino acids)
Biological process (GO): protein import into mitochondrial intermembrane space
Cellular component (GO): mitochondrial intermembrane space
Molecular function (GO): protein-disulfide reductase activity
Source: RefSeq, a predicted model, not a curated record